Molecule: messenger RNA, 1095 nt
Organism: Penicillium subrubescens
Lineage: Eukaryota; Fungi; Ascomycota; Eurotiomycetes; Eurotiales; Aspergillaceae
Exons: 4
Coding region: 1-1095 (364 amino acids)
Source: RefSeq, a predicted model, not a curated record
AUGUCGAACAGUAACGGCUACUCCCUGGAAAGGGGCAUCUGGGCCGCGGUGAUCAUUUCGGCGCUGAUCGUUAUGCUGAGGGUCUAUGCAAAGAUUAAGAUCAAGCGGUUCCACGCCGACGAUGUCUUGAUGAUCAUUGCACAGGUUCUUAUCAUUGUGUCUACCGUUUUCCUGAGCCUCUGUGUGCAACAUGGCUUUGGUGGUGACCUUACCAAGUUGCCCAAGGCAGAUUCAGAGCUUGUCUUGAAGUAUAUCGCUAUUCAGAUUCCCCUCGUGACGUUCAGCACCACCAUCGCCCGUACCGGUUUCAUUAUCUACCUCCUCGCGGUUCUCGGCACAAAUAAGAAUUAUAAGAUUGCACUCUGGGUGGUUCUAGUGAUUCAGGCAGCGGGAAAUACUGCCUCGGCGGUGCUACCUUUGAGCAUCUGUCGCGAUGUGAGGGCCUUGUGGGAUUUAGAGGCCGCUAUGCACACUACUUGCGGUGACACCGCAGCGGUCAUCAAGUUCGCCUAUUACUCCAACACUUUCAAUUCGGCCACUGAUUUCUUCCUGGCGGUCUUCCCAACGGUGGUUUUCUGGAAUCUUAAUCUCAAAUUGCGCAUCAAGAUCGGUCUGAUCGUUCUCUUGAGCGUGGGAUUCAUUGCCAUGAUUGCAUCCAUCAUCAAGACCACGAAGCUGGACGAGCUCCCGGGCAUCACCAACCUCGGUGCCACUGGCGGUGUCGAACUCAUCCGCUGGGGAUACGUCGAAAACUCCAUCAUUAUCAUCACAUCUUCCAUUCCUUGCAUUCGCCCCUUGAUUAUAUCCUCUGUCCGCAAAUUCUCCAGCGUCACCCGCUCCUACGAACUCAGUGGACCCUUUAGCGGCCACCGAACUCAGGGAAACGAGACGAACCACUCCAAAAUGGCACGACGAUUCAACAAGUCCCACAACUUGGAGAAUGGCAGCGUCGAGCGUAUUCUGGACCACAGCACACACACGCAUACCAGCACCACCAUUGGUGGACGGCCAGAUACACCUGAACGGGAGUAUCCCGGCAUAACCAAGCAGGUCGAGAUCUCGGUCGUUUCUGAUGAUCACCAUGGGCGACUUUGA